Molecule: messenger RNA, 984 nt
Organism: Aplosporella prunicola CBS 121167
Lineage: Eukaryota; Fungi; Ascomycota; Dothideomycetes; Botryosphaeriales; Aplosporellaceae
Exons: 5
Coding region: 1-984 (327 amino acids)
Biological process (GO): rRNA methylation; box C/D sno(s)RNA 3'-end processing
Cellular component (GO): nucleolus; small-subunit processome; box C/D methylation guide snoRNP complex
Molecular function (GO): histone H2AQ104 methyltransferase activity; rRNA methyltransferase activity; RNA binding
Source: RefSeq, a predicted model, not a curated record
AUGGCCUUCACUCCUAGGGGCGGACGCGGCGGCGGCGGCGGCAUGCGUGGCGGUGGUGGCAUGCGUGGUGGUCGCGGCGGCGGAGGUCGCGGCGGUGGAAGAGGUGGUUUCGGUGGUCCUCCUGGCAGAGGUGGCGCUCGCGGUGGUGCCCGCGGUGGUGCUCGUGGCGGCCGUGGUGCUCCCCGCGGUGGUGCUGGUGGCCGUGGCGGUCGCGGUGGCGGUGGUGCGAGGGGUGGCCAGAGGGUCAUCAUCGAGCCCCACAGGCACGCUGGUGUCUUCGUUGCUCGCGGCAAGGAGGAUCUUCUUGUUACCAAGAACUUGACUCCUGGUGAGGCCGUCUACGGCGAGAAGCGCAUCCAGGUGCCUACUGGCGGUGCUGAGAACGGCACUGGCGCCAACGGCGAGGCUGCUCCCGCAACCACCACCGAAUACAGAGUCUGGAACCCCUUCAGAUCGAAGUUGGCUGCUGGUAUCCUCGGUGGCAUGGAGAACAUCCACAUGGGUCCUGGCAAGAAGGUCCUUUACCUCGGUGCUGCUUCCGGUACCUCCGUCUCUCACGUUGCUGAUAUCGUCGGACCCACUGGUACCGUCUACGCUGUUGAGUUCUCCCACAGGUCUGGCCGUGACCUUGUCAACAUGGCCACUCACCGCACGAACGUCAUUCCCAUUGUCGAGGACGCCCGUCACCCGCUCAAGUACCGUAUGCUCGUCGGCAUGGUCGACUGCAUCUUCGCCGACGUUGCCCAGCCUGACCAGGCCCGUAUUGUCGGUAUGAACGCCCACCUUUUCCUGAAGCAGGAUGGUGGUGUUGUUAUCUCCGUCAAGGCCAACUGUAUCGACUCGACCGCUGCGCCCGAGGCCGUUUUCGCCCGUGAAGUCCAGAAGAUGCGUGAGGAGCGCAUCAAGCCUAAGGAGCAGCUUACCCUUGAGCCCUUCGAGAGAGAUCACGCUAUGGUCGUUGGUAUCUACCAGCGCAACCAGUAA